AUUCAAAACACCUGUCUCUGGUCAAGAAACAUAACCUCAAAAUUUGUGUUUGGAAAUCGAUUAGAUUUUUAACAAAUUGCAUUGUUUUUUUGAAAGAAAUCGAUCGAAAAAUAUUAGAAUCUUCUGAAAAUGUCGGAAUAUGAAAGGGUACGAGGGGGAAAAUUGAAAUUAAAAGGUGAAAGUGAUAAACCUAAGAAGAGGAAAAGGAAGGAAAAAAAGAUAUCCAAAACUCCUUUAGUGGAUAAAGACGCCCAGAGUCAUGGAAACUGGUGGAAAACAACCAAAGUCGAGGAAAUAACUGGCUCAGUUGCUAUUGAAUUUGGAUCAAGGACUUACGUCAAAGCCCUGGACAAUGGAUUAUUCACACUAGGAGCCCCACAUGACGAGGGAGAGGGACCAUCUCCCGAAGAGAUUUUAACGGCAGUUAUGAUAAGCGAAAAAAAAGUAGCUUUCAAGUCUGGCUACGACAAAUACUUAAGAGUUGAGAAAGAUGGUACGGUUACUGGAAGAUCAGAUGCUAUCGGUGCUAUGGAACAAUGGGAACCAGUUUUCCAAGAAGGAAAAUUGGCGUUGCAAGGUUACAACGACUGUUUCCUCAGCGUUGAUCCUGAUGACGAUGCCAUUAUAGCGAGAACGAAAAAAGCUGGUCCAGAAGAAAUGGUUACUAUUAGAUCACAUAUUACAAGGGAAAUCAAUCCUUUGAAAGAUGUCCCCACUGAGGAACAAGGAGAUAUCAAGCAGAUAGAAGUCAACUAUGUGAAAAAAUUCCAGAAAUUCCAAGAUAAACGAUUGAGGAUAAGCAAGGAGGAUACGAAAGAGCUGGAAAAAGCCAAGCAGGAGGGGGCUUUCCACGAAGCGUUGCUGGACAGGAGAAGUAAAAUGAAAGCAGACAGAUAUUGUAAAUAAGAUAACUUAUUUUGUUUUAAUCUAAGUGUAAAAUGAAUAUACAAAAAACUGUACAAAAUAUUGAUAUUCGAAUUUCACUGGGUUAUGGAUAUUGUAAUUUACCUUCAGAACAAGAAAUAAUAAAUGUUUAACAAUA
Molecule: messenger RNA, 1042 nt
Organism: Coccinella septempunctata (seven-spotted ladybird)
Lineage: Eukaryota; Metazoa; Arthropoda; Insecta; Coleoptera; Coccinellidae
Gene: FRG1
Product: protein FRG1 homolog
Exons: 4
Coding region: 130-906 (258 amino acids)
Cellular component (GO): striated muscle dense body; catalytic step 2 spliceosome; nucleolus
Molecular function (GO): actin filament binding
Source: RefSeq, a predicted model, not a curated record